AUGCCCGAGACACUCGCGAUGUGUCACGAUUCGAUGCAUGUCCGGCAGCAUACCGUUUAUUUGGGUGGGCCGCAUACAACCAAAUGCGAGCGACGCGGUGGCUUGUCGGCCGCCCAAGGCCGACAAUGGAGAGACACCUCCAAACGGAGGCGGCGAGACGCGUACACGUGGAGCUCUAGCUGGUGGAUAGUUCUGGUGUCCCUGAUCUUGCUGGCGUCACCUACCGCUGCCGCUUUGCUGAAUUUCCAAAAUUGUUUGGGGAAGGCGGUCCUCGAUUCCAAUCCAUUAACACUGCAAUAUGUACCGCUUGACGUCGGUGUGUGGUUCAACCUGAGUGAUCCUUUACAUCCGCUCAAUGUGACAGUGUAUGGGAAUGUAUCGGGCACGGCGGAUCAGACUACGGAUUAUCCCUCCGAGGAUGAUGCUUCCUGGAAUAAUCCCAAUGUGACCGAAGGAAAAAUCGUGGAUCUGGACACAUCGAACGAGAAGUAUAGCACUCUAUUGACUGAUCUAGAAGUCUUGAGUUUCUCUCCCUUUACAAAUGCCUCGAGAUUUUGCCAGUCUGUGGUUCAGGGCGAUUGUCCUUUAGGACCGGUCUUUCACUACAAUCUGAGUGACCCAAGAACGCUGCGCGCAUUUUCUAUCCAACAUGAUAUGCUCUCCACGUACCGAUUUUCGACGAUUACCCCAAGCUUCAUUAUUCGCUCCGGAGAUGCGGCAGCGGAUAUGUUGGGCUGCAUAACCGUGGCCAUCACCCCAGACUUUGGCCCAUUACUGAAAAAUGCACUCGCAUAUGUACCGAUGACCAUUUUGAUUCUGAUUGCUAUUGGCACGGUAACCGCAGCCGUGUACACCCCAUGGGGCACGACCAAUGUUUUCCGUUGGACCAGUAAUUACGGCCGUGACGAGGACGUUUUGCGUUUGGUCACUCCCGGUUUUGCUGAUUGCCUGCAAUAUCUUCAGUUCGUGGUGCUGACGGGUUCCCUUUCAUUGGAUUAUCCGGGCUUCUUCCAACCUGCCGUGAGCCAUGGGUCUUGGUCUGUACUUAUGUUCAACCAGAGCUUUGUCAAUUCUGGAGGCCAUAAUCCGGUCGCCGAUGGGGUAUACGCGGUCAAUGGCACCUAUGGUCUGGAUCGCAUGAGGCAGCUGGUCGGGAUGACUACCGAGCAAGAUAUCUGGCCGGGCAUGAUAAUUUGGCUUCUGGUGAUCUUGGCCAUCAUUAUCCUUCUCAUUCAACUGGGCUUUGCGAUGCGCUGGGUGCACCGUGAGCUGGCACAUAGCAGCGAACAAGAUUUGCGUGCCAAAAACAUGCCAUUCACAGUGGGCAACAUCAUACGAAUUGUUUUCAACUACUUCCUUCUUCCCAUAAUCUCGCUCUCCUUUUUCCAGCUUGUCACCGCCAGGGGCUCUCCUGCGCAAAGUGUUGCAUUGGCUGCGAUAGUGAUCAUUGUGUUAGUCUGCUUCUCGAUUUGGUUCGUUCGGGUUAUUGUGUCCACCCGACCAAAGUCCCAUCUCUUUGAUGACCUUCCUACGGUCUUGUUAUACGGCCCGCUCUACAACACAUAUUGCGAUGAUGCUGCCGCCUUCGCCAUGGUCCCGAUAUUCUUAAAUUUUGCGCGCGGUGUGGCUAUUGGCGCCCUGCAACCGUCAGGCAUUGCGCAGGUUGUCAUGCUAGCCAUUUGCGAAGUUGUAUCCGUGCUUACAAUAAUCGCUUUCCGGCCUUUUCCUGGGCCAACCCACAUGAACCUGUAUCAUUGCCUGUUCUCGUUCAUACGAUUCCUAACUAUCAUUUUGAGCGUGGUCUUUGUACCAUCUCUCACCAUCUCACAAGCGGCACGUGGCUGGAUUGGCUAUGUUAUUCUCGUCUUGCACGCAUUGGUUCUCAUUUUUGGAUUCUUUCUAAGCGCCCUGCAGACGUUGAUCGAGGUUCUGGCUCGACUUGCUGGUGCCGGUGGUGCCACUCGUGGUGGCCUAGUAAAGGUCUUUGGGAAGCGUCAAUUGUCGAGACGUGUUCCACGGCGAGAUAUCACACGCCAGAGUUUGGGAUCCGAGGCGGCCAUGUUGUCCAAUAUGGACGGACGUAUGUCAUCUCAGUUUGAAGGAUCACGUGCCCGCAGUCUGUCAGGAAGCUCUGCUCUACUGUUAAAUCGUGCGACGGCAAGUGAAGGCCGCGCUAGUGCAAUCUUGGAUUAUGCUAGCUCGCAUGGGGGCCAUAGCCGUGCUGCCAGCGCCAACCUGAUGGCGCAGUCUCCUACCGCCUAUACUGGAGGUGGAGGUUUCCCUGCUAGCUCACCGAGCAGUAGUAACUUUAUGGCCUCAUCCCCGCGAGAUCCGUACUACCGACCCCCAAGACCUGGUCGGCACACACCUCAGCCGGGUACCGGAGAUAGAAGCAAACGAAGUUCUAGAAGCUUUAUGAAGCCAAGUCGGGUCAGCACGGAAGAAGAAAUUGUAGAUGGCUCUGGCCGAAACACGCCAGUACCUGCAUAUUUACCUACCCCCAAGGAUGACAUGGAGAUGGAUGAUUCCCCGCAACGGACGGAUUAUGCUGUUCGGGAAGUUGACUUUUAUUACCGUGUCCGUGGUCCGCCGCUUUCUCACACUGGGACUCGCAAGUUAAAGACUGGCCCAGCGGAUCCCACUGGCCCCGUGUCAUCAGCAACGGGAUGGUUCCGGAAUAUGUUCCAGGGGAAGACCAAGGAUAAAGGCAAGGGUUUCGAGGUAGUUCGAAGUGCUCGAGCACCUCCCCCUGGCCUUUUCCCAGCAGGUGAUUACAACGAGGGGCAGUCUUACCACGACGAUCCAGAGGACCCGGAGGCUGCUGGUCACUCGCGUGACGUCUAUUCAGGCGAGGGACCAUACCGUGACUCUGAAGGUGAUCACGAAGCCAGAAAGUCCGGCGAAGAGCAAGUCCCGGUGAACUCUAUUGGCGAAAUCGAGCUAGCCAGUCGAUCUGGGUCCCGUCGUUCGCGAGCCCCAUUCGAACAAGACGGGGACGAUGCACCGGGACUUUUACCUGUCGUGACGGAGGCCUCUCAAUCAAGAGCCAGCACCGAGGCUUCCGACUCUGACCACCUGCGGCCGGAAUCUCCAACUACUGCACGUUUACCUUUUAGUGGGGACAGCUCCCCUUCUCGGGAGAGGGGCCUCUCGGCCGCAUCUACAUCUGGUUCCAUGACUUCCAGCCAUAGAACUGGCCGUGAUGGAGUACGCACGGAACGACCUUCUAGUAUGGGCUACGUCGCUCAACAUCGCACACAAGAUAACAUCCACCAAGCAAGUCCUGACGAACCAACCUUCGCCGGCAGCCAAGCCGAGUUAGUCGAUGAGCAUUUACACGGUGAAUAA
Molecule: messenger RNA, 3348 nt
Organism: Penicillium verhagenii
Lineage: Eukaryota; Fungi; Ascomycota; Eurotiomycetes; Eurotiales; Aspergillaceae
Exons: 2
Coding region: 1-3348 (1115 amino acids)
Biological process (GO): transmembrane transport
Source: RefSeq, a predicted model, not a curated record